Ricinus communis (castor bean) is the source of this 1696-nucleotide messenger RNA. RefSeq names its product type IV inositol polyphosphate 5-phosphatase 9. The coding region runs from base 17 to 1447 and encodes 476 amino acids. Gene Ontology annotation, molecular function: phosphatidylinositol-4,5-bisphosphate 5-phosphatase activity; inositol-polyphosphate 5-phosphatase activity; phosphatidylinositol-3,4,5-trisphosphate 5-phosphatase activity. NCBI's taxonomy places the organism in Eukaryota, Viridiplantae, Streptophyta, Magnoliopsida, Malpighiales, Euphorbiaceae. Gene Ontology annotation, biological process: phosphatidylinositol dephosphorylation. The transcript is spliced from 8 exons. The record is from RefSeq and is a predicted model, not a curated record.
CAUUUCUCAGCAUGCCAUGAUCUCUAUCUUUCUGCCAUUUCUUUCUUUUUAUCUCUUUCGGCAUUCUCUAUCUGACCCCUUUAUCUCCUCUCUAAUCCUUCCUUUCUCUCCUCUGGCUGUGUCAUGUGCAUGUCUCAUCAUGCCAGGAAAUGAAGGAGAAGUUAUGUGGCCAAGAUUGGUAGCAAGCAAGAUCUUGAGAAAGAGACUGGGAAGCAACAACUUCGUAGCAGAUUUUCCGCACAAUGGUACUACAGAAGGUAGUUUGCUCGAUAUUCCAAACUUCGGUCAACCAUCUUUGAGCGCUGACACCAUCUUUGAUCAUCGCCACAAGGUCGACACACACAACUAUAAGAUUUUUGUUAGUACGUGGAAUGUUGGUGGGAUUGCACCAAGUGAAGACUUGGAUAUGGAGGAUUGGCUUGACACGCCCAACAAUUGCGACAUAUAUGUUCUUGGAUUUCAAGAGAUUGUGCCACUUAGAGCAUCAAAUGUUCUAGGUUCUGAGAAAAGCAGGAUUUCCAUGAAAUGGAAUUCUUUGAUUAGGCGAGCAUUGAACAAGAAGAUCAAUCACUACUAUUCUAAUGGCGAAAAGGAAAUCGAAAACAGCAAUAUUCUUCCAGGUUUCAGGUGUGUUAUUAGCAAACAGAUGGUUGGAAUAUUGAUAUCAGUUUGGGUUCGAAGCCAUCUUCGUCCUUAUAUCAGACAUCCUAGUGUCUCAUGUGUUGGCUGCGGCAUCAUGAGUUGCCUUGGAAAUAAGGGUUCUGUAUCAGUUAGAUUUCAGCUGCAUGAAACAAGUUUCUGCUUUAUAUGCAGUCAUCUAGCAUCAGGAGGUAGAGAAGGAGAUGAAAAACACAGAAACUCUGAUGUAGCUGAGAUCUUGUUGCGAACAAGUUUCCCUAGAGGCCCUUCACUUGAUUUGCCAAGAAAGAUUCUAGAUCACGAUCGGGUAAUUUUGCUUGGAGAUUUGAAUUAUAGAAUUUCACUUCCAGAAGCAACAACUCGAUUAUUGGUGGAUAAAAAAGAAUGGAAUUCCUUAUUAGAAAAUGAUCAGCUGAGAAUGGAGCUAUUGAGCGGUCAAACAUUUGAAGGUUGGCAUGAAGGAACAAUCAAAUUUGCUCCAACUUACAAAUACUGCCCAAAUUCUAAUGUAUACUUUGGAUGCGUUGAAGGCAAAAAAGGCGAAAAAUGGCGUGCCCCUGCAUGGUGUGAUCGGAUUGUUUGGUACGGAGAAGGAUUAAAGCAACAUUUAUACACGAGAGGUGAAGCAAAUUUUUCUGAUCAUAGACCAGUUAAGGCAAUAUUUUCAGCUGAAGUUGAGGUUCUACAAACACUGAAAGGACUUCAGCAAUUCUUCCUAUCAGAGAGGUUUGAUCAAAUAACAGACAAAUUUGAGAUGCCCCCCUCCGAAAAUCUUCUCUGUAAUGGCAGAUUAAGCUUCAAAAUAUAACAGCACAUAAAGACAGCCUAAUUAAAUAUUCAUCAAGUCAUGUAAUGUAUAAUACUAAAGAGAGGAUAGAGAAAUAUAUAUAUUAUUUCUGAAAAGCUUCUAUAGUAUAUAGUUGCUUGAAUAUGAGCUGAUGAGUGUACAAAAUAUAGUGUUGGUUUUUCUUGUUCUCCAUGUUUUUAUUAGGGGAGAGGAAGCUGUCCUACUCAUCCUUUCAUUUUCAAUGAAUUAUAUAAUUAAGGUCAAUUUUAA